Messenger RNA from Xenopus laevis (African clawed frog), 2528 nucleotides. RefSeq names its product DnaJ heat shock protein family (Hsp40) member C5 gamma S homeolog (gene dnajc5g.S). The coding region runs from base 164 to 715 and encodes 183 amino acids. NCBI's taxonomy places the organism in Eukaryota, Metazoa, Chordata, Amphibia, Anura, Pipidae. The record is from RefSeq and is a predicted model, not a curated record. Gene Ontology annotation, cellular component: membrane; cytoplasm. The transcript is spliced from 6 exons.
GAGAUUUCCAGCCCGCUCUUCCGCAGUGUUCAGGGGUUUGGGCGGAAAUUAUAAGAAUAACUUCCGGUGCCUGAGUGGGUGUACCUUCCAGGAAGUUCGUAGGAAUACAGCUACUUCCGGGUACCGGGCCGGUUACAGCGCGUAUCCUCGGGACUCCGACACAAUGGCCGACCCCAGCAGACCCCAGAGGAAGAUGUCCCGCUCAGGAACCUCCCUGUACACUGUGUUGGGGCUGCACAAAGGGGCCUCCCCGGAUGAUAUAAAGAAAGCUUACAGAAAGCUGGCGCUGAAAUAUCACCCCGACAAGAACCCGGAUAACCCGGAGGCAGCGGAGAAGUUUAAGGAGAUAAACAGCGCCCACUCCACUCUGAGUGAUGAGAACAGGAGGAAGAUCUACGAUGAAUACGGCUCUAUGGGACUCUAUGUGGCUGAGCAGUUUGGGGAUGAGAGUGUCAAAUAUUAUUUCCUCAUGUCCAAGUGUUGGUUCAAGGCGCUGCUGGUCUGUUGCUUCUUCUCCUCCUGUUGUUGUUGCUGCUGUUGUUGUCUGUUCUGCUGCGGCCGCUGUAAGCCCCCCGAGGAGGAGGAUUCCUAUAAAUCUGUCAAUCCCGAAGAUCUGGAAGCUCAGAUACAAGCAGAAGAUGGUGCUGAUACUAUCCGGGUGCAGCCGUCUGCUGCUCCAACUAUUCACCCACAGGCCCCACAGCAAAACUCCUAACAGAUGUCUCUGAUGAUUAACCCCGUAGCAGCUGCGUUGGAUACAUUUGCACCCACAGAGCCAGCGGUUGCGGGGGGAAGUACAGGGGUGCUGUUAUAUACCCGUGCCACCAUCUGCCAAUGACUCGUUGGACUCUAAUGGAAGGGAUUGCCCCACGCGUUCCAUGCCAGCGCUGAGUCACUGAUGUGGGGGCACCAGGACAUUUGCAUUAGACCAAAGACUCCCCUGUGUAUUAGUUUGUCCCUCUCACUGAUUCCUUGUGCUGCUCCACUUCACUGUGUCCCCCUGGCACUGACCAUCCGUUUGGAGCUGGUGGCCACUAUUUGCCCAUUAUGCUGCAGCCAUGAUUGUACUGACCUUCUCUUUCAAUGUGUUGCUGGGUCCCAAGCAAGAUUUCUACCCCUGUGUAGGUGGAAAGACCCAGCCAAGCUCAGACUGAGUGGCCACUCCCCAUUCCAAAGGACUGGUAGCCCCGCCCAUGCGGAGAAUCCCCUCCCCUGCGGAGUCUACAAUGUGAAUAGCUGUUCAUAGGCCACUUUUUAUUGUUUUAAAACUUUGUACAUAGGUGUGUGGGGCAUGUAAAUGGCAAACGGACUGUGGCUAGCACUAGCCCUCUGCACUUGUUCACCACUGGCAAAUAAGAAGUGUGUGGCAGUCGCUGCACUCUGAUACACUGUCAUUCCCAUGGGCACCCAAAGCACAAGCAGCACAUUAUGUUACAAUCAAUACUCACAAUACUCACGCCUCCCCUUCUGUCUCUGUGUAUCAAUGGGCCAAUCACAGAGCCCGGGAAUUGGACUCCCCAACAUUUAUAUGUAGAGCCCAGUCCCUACGACACUAUAACGUCUCACUCACAACCUGCCUCCACUAUAUAUAUUCAUAUAAUGACUUACAUUAGCACCAAUCAGAACCCACGACUUGUCAAUGCUUAGUGUUACACAACUGUGAGUAGAGCCCAGUCCCCAGCCAGUUCACAAUAGAGCCCUGUCCCUUUUAAAGGGAUUGUUUACCUUUAAUUUAACUGUUAGUAGGAUGUAGAGAGGGAUAUUCUGAGACAAUUUGCAAUUGGUUUUCAUUUUUUAUUAUUUGUGGUUUUUGACUUAUUUAGCUUUUUAUUCAGCAGCUCUCCAGUUUGCAAUUUCAGCCGUCUGGUUGCUGGGGUCCAAAUUCCCCUAGCAACCAUACAUUGAUUUGAAUAAGAGACUGGAAUAUGAAAAGGAGAGGCCUGAAUAGAAAGAGGAGGAAUAAAAAGUAACAAUAACAAUACAUUUGUAGCCUUACAGAGACUUUGUUUUUUAGAUGGGGUCAGUGACCCCCUUUUGAAAGCUAGAAUGAAAAAAAAAAAGAACAGAAAAAAUGAAGGCCAAUUGAAUAUUGUUUAGAAUCGGCCAUUCAAUAAAAUGAUUAAAGGCAAAACCACCUGUUUGAUGUGUGCCCAGUAGAGCCCAGUGCCCCUGCAAAGCCUCGGAGCAGAGAAGAUAGAGCCAGGGGCAAAUCAUUAUGAGCUCAGGACUGUGAGUGGGGCAAUUGUGCCAGUAACAUAUUGUGCCCCGGCCAUAGUGACCUACCCCUCUCUCAUAGUCUCACUGUAAGUACAGUCUCACCUCUCUCUCAUAGUCUCACUGUAAGUACAGUCUCACCUCUCUCUCAUAGUCUCACUGUAAGUACAGUCUCACCCCUCUCUCAUAGUCUCACUGUAAGUACAGUCUCACCUCUCUCUCAUCAGUAGCUUUUGCCAUUUUACUCCGUUUCUCAGCAGCAUAGAGACGUCCCAUUAUAUUAUAUAUUGGCUUAAUAAAAUCUCUCCCAUGCC